AAAGUACAAAGCCAGGCAGACCAUUUUAUCUCGCGAGGUCUAAGAUCUACCCCAAAAGCAGCAUGUGAAAUACAUAGUAAUAUUGAGCCACUAAAUCUUAGAAGAGGGGCAGUUAGUUAAAGAGAUAUUUGAAAGAUACAGAAGACUAGACAAGCUGCAUCCAAAUAUAUAGGCAAAUGGUUGACAAAUGGAGCUCCCACCAUAUAAUUAAAGAGCAAUCAAUAUUAAGUGUGCUCUCUCAAAUUGAAGAGAAACACCACCUACCAACAGACAGAGAAGACUUGCAAAUUAUACGUAAAGACCUAUUCCAAAACCUACGUUUACAAACAGCUUAUAUCAAAACA
Lymnaea stagnalis (great pond snail) is the source of this 344-nucleotide messenger RNA. NCBI's taxonomy places the organism in Eukaryota, Metazoa, Mollusca, Gastropoda, Lymnaeidae. The record is from the annotation of a GenBank genome assembly.